This is a messenger RNA of Trematosphaeria pertusa, 1440 nucleotides long. RefSeq names its product WD40 repeat-like protein. The annotation marks the transcript as partial. NCBI's taxonomy places the organism in Eukaryota, Fungi, Ascomycota, Dothideomycetes, Pleosporales, Trematosphaeriaceae. Gene Ontology annotation, molecular function: protein binding. The record is from RefSeq and is a predicted model, not a curated record. The transcript has a single exon.
CCAUGGCCGACCGCAACACGUCCCCCAAGCGCCGAAGGGAGGAUGAUGAUGAAUAUGAUUCUCCGCCGCGAAAACGCUCAGCAUCGCGCACGCCGCCCAAUGGCUCUCCUCAGUAUAGGCUAGCGGAGCGGCCGCGACGGUAUAGCAGGGAGGAUAGCGAGGAUGACAGGAGAUACUACAGAAAUCGGAGGAGCCCACGCUCAGGAUCUCGGUCAAGGACACCGCGCUCGAGAUCAAGAUCAAGGUCCAUAUCCCAGCGUCGCUCACGGUCCCCGCACCCCAGCCCACCCCCGCCAAAGCCCACAGAGCUCUUCUACAAACCCGCCAUGAUCCUCCGCGGCCACAAGAAAGGCAUAUCAUCAGUCAAGUUUUCUCCUGACGGCCGCUGGAUAGCAAGCUGCUCCGCAGACUGCACGAUCAAGAUCUGGGACGCGAAGACGGGAAAGCUAGAGCACACACUUGAAGGCCAUCUCGCCGGCAUUUCCACCAUCGCUUGGUCUCCCGACUCCAAGAUCCUUGCGUCAGGCUCGGACGACAAGUCCAUCCGAUUGUGGGACGUGGCGACGGGCAUGGCGCAUCCGACUCCGUUCAUCGGCCACCACAACUAUGUCUACUCCAUCGCGUUCUCGCCGAAAGGCAACAUGCUCGUCAGCGGUUCCUACGAUGAAGCUGUCUUCCUUUGGGAUGUCCGCGCAGCUCGUGUCAUGCGCUCGCUUCCAGCUCAUUCGGAUCCCGUCGGUGGGGUAGAUUUCGUUCGAGACGGCACCCUCAUUACAAGUUGUUCGCACGACGGCCUGGUCCGAGUGUGGGACACUGCAACCGGCCAAUGCUUACGCACACUUGUGCAUGAGGAUAACGCGCCUGUAACAUCAGUCAUCUUCUCCCCAAACGGAAAGUACGUCCUAGCAUGGACGCUCGACUCCUGUGUCCGGCUCUGGAACUACAUCGAAGGGAAGGGCAAGUGCGUAAAGACGUAUCAGGGGCACAUCAACAAGAAAUACAGCUUGUCAGGAGCAUUUGGGACGUAUGGUUCUGAUCCACCUUACCAAUACGCAUUCAUUGCCUCAGGGAGCGAGAACGGCGACAUCGUGCUAUGGGACGUCAGCACAAAGAAUGUCUUGCAGCGAAUAGAGGGAGGCCACGGAGACGCAGUGCUUUCAGUGGACACUCAUCCGACCGAAAAGGUCUUCGUCAGCGGAGGACAGGACAGGACAGUGCGGGUGUGGAAAGAAUCAGCACUACCUCCGCAACCUGCUGGAGAACCGACAACCAACGGGUACGACCCUGACAUACUGCCACCGAAUCCAUUCGCGGAUGGCUAAACUCCGUGUGUUGAUUAAGAUAAUUGGACCCCGGACGUGUGGUUUUGUAGAUACCCCUGAAAGUUUAGCACAGCAUAGCAUCGUACGAAAAGCAUUCCCGGUUGCGUGAGCUUCUUUG